This is a messenger RNA of Closterium sp. Yama58-4, 1764 nucleotides long. The record is from the annotation of a GenBank genome assembly. NCBI's taxonomy places the organism in Eukaryota, Viridiplantae, Streptophyta, Zygnematophyceae, Desmidiales, Closteriaceae.
AUGAGGAGGAAGGGAAGGGAGCAGAAGAAGCGGAAGGGGAUGCACGUGCUACCACUCUCCCCUCCCUCCUCUCCCUCUACCGCUUCUUCUCCUCCCACCUCGGCAUCUCCUCCCCUUCCACUGUUGCUUCCCUCCUCACCAAUCGCCCUGCGCUCCUUCGCUCACUUCCUCCCUACUGUCCUCACUUACCUCCCUACUGUCCUCACUUACCUCCCUACUGUCCUCACUUACCUCCCUACUGUCCUCACUUACCUCCCUACUGUCCUCACUUACCUCCCUACUGUCCUCACUUACCUCCCUACUGUCCUCACUUACCUCCCUACUGUCCUCACUUACCUCCCUACUGUCCUCACUUACCUCCCUACUGUCCUCACUUACCUCCCUACUGUCCUCACUUACCUCCCUACUGUCCUCACUUACCUCCCUACUGUCCUCACUUACCUCCCUACUGUCCUCACUUACCUCCCUACUGUCCUCACUUACCUCCCUACUGUCCUCACUUACCUCCCUACUGUCCUCACUUACCUCCCUACUGUCCUCACUUACCUCCCUACUGUCCUCACUUACCUCCCUACUGUCCUCACUUACCUCCCUACUGUCCUCACUUACCUCCCUACUGUCCUCACUUACCUCCCUACUGUCCUCACUUACCUCCCUACUGUCCUCACUUACCUCCCUACUGUCCUCACUUACCUCCCUACUGUCCUCACUUACCUCCCUACUGUCCUCACUUACCUCCCUACUGUCCUCACUUACCUCCCUACUGUCCUCACUUACCUCCCUACUGUCCUCACUUACCUCCCUACUGUCCUCACUUACCUCCCUACUGUCCUCACUUACCUCCCUACUGUCCUCACUUACCUCCCUACUGUCCUCACUUACCUCCCUACUGUCCUCACUUACCUCCCUACUGUCCUCACUUACCUCCCUACUGUCCUCACUUACCUCCCUACUGUCCUCACUUACCUCCCUACUGUCCUCACUUACCUCCCUACUGUCCUCACUUACCUCCCUACUGUCCUCACUUACCUCCCUACUGUCCUCACUUACCUCCCUACUGUCCUCACUUACCUCCCUACUGUCCUCACUUACCUCCCUACUGUCCUCACUUACCUCCCUACUGUCCUCACUUACCUCCCUACUGUCCUCACUUACCUCCCUACUGUCCUCACUUACCUCCCUACUGUCCUCACUUACCUCCCUACUGUCCUCACUUACCUCCCUACUGUCCUCACUUACCUCCCUACUGUCCUCACUUACCUCCCUACUGUCCUCACUUACCUCCCUACUGUCCUCACUUACCUCCCUACUGUCCUCACUUACCUCCCUACUGUCCUCACUUACCUCCCUACUGUCCUCACUUACCUCCCUACUGUCCUCACUUACCUCCCUACUGUCCUCACUUACCUCCCUACUGUCCUCACUUACCUCCCUACUGUCCUCACUUACCUCCCUACUGUCCUCACUUACCUCCCUACUGUCCUCACUUACCUCCCUACUGUCCUCACUUACCUCCCUCCGUUCCUCCUCCAGGGGAUUGAACACAACCACUCUCCUUGCUCCCGCCCCUUCUUCCCCCUCUACACCACUCCCCACCACUCUCCGCUCCCAAGGACCAUCAUGCACCGACCGCCACCGCUCUGCUUCGAGAGGUGCGGGCUGUUGGGAAGUGGAGGAGUUGAGAGCGGUGGCGGUCAGUGCAGAAGGGUUGGGGGCCUUGAGCAGAAGGGCAGCGACUGCAGCACACAUGAAGUCCUGCGAUAG